AAUUUCUUAGUAAUUGUAAUGUAACUCUAUAACUUGGUUAUUUUCUCCCCAAAUCUUGUAGAAUUUGGUUCUGAGGCAAUUUCGGACCCGAGCCGGCGACUAGAUAAUUUGAGCCAUCGGAAGAGGGCCGGAGGGAAGGUCCUACGUACCUACAAAGAUCUCACGUGCAAGGACCCGAAUCCUAAUCCUACCUGGGCUACCUCCUAAUCUCUUCUUCCCCUGCAUCGUGACAUGUGAUCACACCUUUCCUGUUAAAUUUCCAACCUCAUUAUUCUAUUUAUCUCCAUUUGCUCUGCCCAUCCUCCUUCCGCUUUAGCAAAAGUCAAUUCGUAAUCAUGGCGUCCGCGGGAGCAAUUCAAAAGUUACGCGCAUUUGCUAGCUGUGACAUUGGUGAUGCAUUGGUCAAGCUCAAGUACCCAUUCGGGGGUUUCCUCGAUGGUAUCACUAUGUGGUCACCCGAUAGACGAGCCGGCCAAGCUAGAAUGUUCGGCCCGGUGAUCACCGUGAAGAUGGUUGUGGUCAGCGACCGCGCAAGCCCCACGCCGGCACAACACUUUGCGGAUUACAACGAGCAAGGGAAAGUCAUGUACAUCCAGCAACCGAAAGGACUACACUCGGCUUGCUGGGGCGGGCUCAUGUCGACACGAGCCAGCCAUGUCGGAGCUAGUGGUGUUGUAGUAGAUGGGAGGAUAAGAGAUGUCAAUGAACAUCGGGAACUUGACUUCCCGGUAUUCGCACGGGAUACAUCAAUUCUAGGAUCCAAUACUUUUACUCGGGCAUCUGAAAUCAACAUCCCACUUCAAGUCAAUGGGGACCUCUGGGUCAAUCCCGGCGACUACCUUAUCGGAGAUGCCGAUGGUGUCGUAGCAGUACCUCCCUGGUUAAUUGAAUCUGUCGUGGAACUAUGUGAAGAGCGAGCGGAGAUUGACCGAAAGACCAUUGAGGCCCUCAAGCGCGGGGAGCAGAUGGGUCCGACUCUGAAGGCGUUACGGAAGCCGUAAGAAAAUCACCAAAAUUACCUAGUAUAUAGCUUGCAGGAUUUGAUUAUUUCAUCGGACUAUAGUUUAUUACGAAAAGUUACAUAUCUACUUGUAUAAAUCGAAUCGAUUUGAAUUGAA
Messenger RNA from Hypoxylon trugodes, 1118 nucleotides. Its product is annotated as RraA-like protein. The record is from RefSeq and is a predicted model, not a curated record. The coding region runs from base 336 to 1001 and encodes 221 amino acids. NCBI's taxonomy places the organism in Eukaryota, Fungi, Ascomycota, Sordariomycetes, Xylariales, Hypoxylaceae. The transcript is spliced from 3 exons.